ACCCGCACGCACAGUGCACGGCCCCUCCUCUUUCCGUUUUUUCUCUUCUCUCAAUUACCCCCCUCCUUCGAUCUUGGCCCGUGACGUAGGGGAUUCCGUGGUGCCCACAACCGUAGGCGCUAACGGGAUUCUCGAGUAUAAAUGGGACACCGGGAGCCAACAUUCGGUACUCUCUCAGUCGCUCCGACUCGGGAACCAAUCGUCCAGAGUACCAGUCAGCGGAGAUAGCAGGCAGUAUUUCACCCUCUCAGGCUAACUCGCUUUCGGCUUUGGUUUGAAAUGGACACCCCUACAACCGCUCGGAGCAGACAAUGCUCAUUCAUGCGCACCUGCAAAAGCGGACUCUCCCUGUGGCUGGUGGUGUGGCUGGUCCUCGGCAAGCCCGGUUCGUCGGGGGCGUGCCCGCAUCUAUGCGUGUGCUACCCGACUCCCAUGACCGUGAGCUGCCAGGCGCAGAACUUCACCUCCGUGCCGGUCGGCGUGCCCUACGACUCGCAGCGUGUGUUCCUACAGAACAACCGAAUUACGGAGCUCAGAGUCGGCUCUUUCGGCUUCGGGACUCAGGUCCUGUGGCUGUUCUCCAACAACAUCACGUGGAUUGAGGCUGGCUCCUUCAGUGAGCUGAGGGAUCUAGAGGAGCUGGACCUGGGGGACAACUCUCACCUGCGCAGGCUGGAAGGAGGCGCCUUCAGGGGCCUGGAGAAACUCCAGAGUCUCCACAUGCACCGCUGCAAGCUUACCGCCCUGCCCCACGACCUGUUCCACAAGCUAUACAGCCUGCAGUUCCUCUACCUGCAGGAGAACCAGCUCCACUUCCUCCAGGAUGACCUCUUCUCUGACCUCAUCAACCUGAGCCAGCUCUUCUUGCAUGGAAACCGUAUCCGUACUCUGUCGGAGAACGUGUUCCGUGGCCUGGUCAACCUGGACCGCCUUCUUCUCCACGACAAUCGUGUGCGCCAGGUUAACCGCCGGGCGUUCCGCGACCUCGGACGCCUGACCAUGCUCUUCCUGUUCAACAACUCAUUGGCUGAGCUCCCCGGCCAGGCUCUCCGUGACACCCAGGGCAUCGAGUUCCUCCGUCUCAAUGGGAACCCCUGGUCCUGUGGCUGCGAGGCCCUCCCCCUGUGGGAGUGGUUCCGUGGCGCCCGCGUCUCAUCGUCCGAGCUGUUGUGUUCCUCCCCGUCCCCCCGCCGCGGGAUGGACCUCCGCUUCCUCCGUGAGAUGGACUUCGCCCUCUGCCCUCUCCCCGACCCUGGCACCCUGGCCGGCUCCACCACGAGGACCUUCAGCACCAAGACAAGAUGGUGGUUCUCCAAGCACAAGCCCCAGUCCCAGACCAAGGCAGUGUUCGAGAAGAGCUCCGAGACCAUCAAGGCCUUCCCGUUCCCCCAAGGAAAGAACAAGCCACCCAUCGUGUCCUCCACCAACGUCAAGUACGAGCUCGGUGAGGAAGAGGCAGCACUACCCAAACUCGACGCUGAGGAGUACUGGGCGAACUAUGAGAACGAGGACGCCGGCACCACGCUGCGAUGCUUCGAGCUCGAGUGUCCGCCUGACUUCGAUGGCCUCCCUCCCAACUCCUCCUCCACCCCCACAUCAUCCCCCUCUCUCUCACUCCUCCUCGCCCUCUCGCUACUCGCCGUCUCCAUCAAUCUACACCUCAUAUUUGGCUGAAUCAGACUGAGUACCCACUUCCCGUUCCUGUUUUCGCCCCGGCCCCUCUCAGGGCAUGGGGAACCCCUUGUUAAAGACUCUGUACCUCCCUAGUUAACCCUCUGAUGUCCUACUGGAUAACCUCUGUCAGUAGUACAGGACAGCAGGGGAUACAAAGGGGGGGGUUAGAUUGUUACUUCUAACUUAAUGCAGGGUUAAACAACAAUGGCUGACAGUACAUAGUACAAUAUAGUACAGUACAGUAGUCAACCAAGGCUGUUACUACAACAGGUGCAUCUCACCUGUCUGGUGUGUUGGUUGCCGUGACGACGCCUGCAAUCAGGGGUCAGUGGUCACCUGUAACGCUCUACAGCUAACACCAGUGCUACUUACUGUUGCGAAUGCUAUAACUGUUGUCACUUGGAGGAAUAUUACAACUACAAGUGCAACGACUAUUAUAUGCAUGUUACGACUACUACUAUUCCGAAUACGUCUGCUACUACAAGUGCUAUGAUUACAGUUACGACAGUAUCUACAUUUCUAUUGUUGUACUAACUCUGACAACUGUACUGUAAAUAGGUGGGUGUACUUGAUGGUGCAGUGCAGUUGGGAUAUCCUUCUUAUAUGUUGUCUACCAUGAUGCCUACUUUAUAAUGGAUUGUUUACACAAACAUCGCUAAGGGGAGAGAUAAAAGAAGGGAUGAAGGAAUGAAAGAGAGGCAGUCACCAGAGUACGAGAAGGUGAGAGAGGAUAUGUAGAGAGAUAUGUAAAGGUAGAGAGAGAGAAAGGCAGAGAGAGUGAUGAGUUAAAAAGUUACCAAAGGAAGAAGCUAGAGGACAGAGAGGGUGGAAGAAGGGUGGAAGAGAAGAGAAGAAAGCGCAACAGGAAAGGACAGAGAGGGAGGGAGAGAGGGUGGAAGAAGGGUGGAAGAGAAGAGAAGAAAGCGCAACAGGAAAGGACAGAGAGGGAGGGAGAGAGGGUUGUCGAGAUUCUCAAUAAUAAAGAGAACAGAAGAGAGGGAGCAAGGACAGCACAGGCAAUAUAAAUAAAGCAAAGGAAUGUGAGACACGGUGAAAUGAAGAAAGAACGAAAGAAAGAGAGAGAGAGAAAAUGACAGUACUGUCCUUUGACCAUGAGAUACUUAAUAGGAGAGACAAGCAAUCACUUCAGGUAUUCAAGUUCAGUCUUUGUAUAACUUCAUGUCCUGUAAAUAUGACAUCAUCACAAUAGAAGCCACAGGGGAAGGAUGCUUCCUGUCUGGCAGUGUCAGUCGCUGUUCUGAUUGGCUAUCGCUGUUUGUUUGUGAUGUCAUUGACUGAAUGCGUGACAUGACCCGUUUGAGAGAUAAAAAGACCUAUUGAGAUUCUGAAUAACAUUUGUGAGACUUUUAUUUGGGUGCAGCAGCUGUUGUGUUUCAAACUGAUUUUACUUGAUCAAUAAUUGAUCUCUUUAAGUAAUUUGUUCUCUCUCUUGGAAUGCUCACUCACUUCUUUGGAAGGUGAAAGUAGUGCACUAAUUUUGACACUGCACUACAUAGGGAACAGGACGCCAUUUCAGACGGAGCCCAUGACUGCUUGUUAGUCCUAUAGCCAAAAACUUGAUGAUGAGUAAACAAACAAAUGAAGUGUUUUCAACUCAGCCCCCCAGUUCCGACUACCAUACCCACCCCAAUAUCUCUAGUCUAAUACUCCCCCUCCCCACAUCAACUAAGCAGAAUCAACUUAGUUCAACUCAGAAGAAUCAACUUAGUUCAACUCAGAAGAACCAACCAGUAACUGAACUGCAUAGAACUCAAGAAGAGAUCUAGAACUGGAACUGAAAGAGACAUAGAAUGGCACACGUGAAGACUGGACUGGACUGGACUGGACUGGACUGGACUGGACACUCCAAACCAAUAAGACCGACUAGUGAUUGACCAGCCAUAUUAUUCCAAUAGGACUGUUCUGGACUACUGAGCUCAGAGAUCCUGGCACAGAAUGAAUGGGUGGAAAAGCCUGGCAGUGUCCCAGCAGGGAGAGACAAGGAGAGUUACAUUGUGGCUUUACUGACAUUGAUUGACAGAUGGACAGAACAACAGAGGGACCAAAUUGUCACUCACAGACUUUGCUGACUCACAGAGAGACAUAAUUCCUUGACUUGCUGACAGAGACAGACUGACUGACCUAUUCAUGCCUUGGCGACCAGUGAUCGACGGAAGACAGUUUAAAAGAGAGACUGGAAUCUGAUUGGCGGGCAGCUGAAGCAACGUCAGAGAAAGGAGGAGGACCUCUGAGGAGGUGACCAAAAACAGACUUCCUCUCCUCUUCCUUUCUUCCUACUCGUUUUGUCUGAGUUUCUACAAGGCUUUGUAGGAGGGUGGGUAGGCGUGCUGACGAUUCAUCCCCUCUCUCUCUGUCUCUCUCUCUCUUCCUUUCUUUAUCCUACCGGUCACCUGUUUCUGUGAAGCACUCACCCCUGCGUGCUCCAUCCCUCUGAAGAGAGAGAGAAAUUAAAGGAGGGAGCGGAAGGAAGAAGGAGAGAGAGAGGGGAGGAAGGAGGGAGGGAAGAGAGAGACCGUU
This is a messenger RNA of Oncorhynchus keta (chum salmon), 4212 nucleotides long. RefSeq names its product reticulon-4 receptor-like 2. Lineage: Eukaryota; Metazoa; Chordata; Actinopteri; Salmoniformes; Salmonidae. Gene Ontology annotation, cellular component: plasma membrane. Gene Ontology annotation, molecular function: protein binding. The record is from RefSeq and is a predicted model, not a curated record. Bases 280 to 1674 code for a protein of 464 amino acids. The transcript has 4 exons.